Molecule: messenger RNA, 717 nt
Organism: Rotaria sp. Silwood1
Lineage: Eukaryota; Metazoa; Rotifera; Eurotatoria; Philodinida; Philodinidae
Source: the annotation of a GenBank genome assembly
AUGCUUUCUUUUGGUAAAUAUCAAACAUCUCAAAUAUCAUCAAAUAUAUCAUAUGUAAAACGUAUUAAUGUUCAAACUUUUCUUGCUUAUUCAUCUAUUGAUGAUUUAUUAAUAUUUAUUGAACCAAAACAUCAAAUACAUGUUUAUAAUGGUCGUACAAUUCAACAUAUUGUUAAUUUAAGUACAACAGAUCUUGUUAUAGCAACAUCAUGUGCAUCAUUAUUGUCGAAUUCUCAUCAUGAAUUAUGGUUUAUAUAUGAAACAACUUCGAAUACAAAUUUAAUCUCUUUACGUGUAUGUCAAGUACUUUUUAAUAGAUCUAAAUUAGCUUUUGAAGAUAAUCUAUGUAUUGAAACAAUAACAUUUCAAAAUGAUCAACCAGAUUUACUUGUUAACGGUUUUACAAUAAAACGUGAUCAUGCUGGAACUAAAAAAUCUCUUCUAUUUAUAUCAACAGGUGUUGGUAUUAUUUACGCAAUAUUUGAUACACAUACAGGUUUAUUAUUUGGUCAACCAACGAUUAUGAAUGAAACAUUAAGUGACGGUAGUAUUGUUUUAUCAUCAUCUGGUUCAAUUUAUUAUGCUAGUAAAGAAGAACAUUUAAUAUACGAAUUAAAAAUAGGACGUGAUUUUCGUUUAUAUUAUGGAAAAAUAAUUAAAGCUAAUGCAAUUAAAUACCCAUUUGGUUUAAUUACAGAUGAAUGUAAUCAUUUGUAA